Messenger RNA from Talpa occidentalis (Iberian mole), 5278 nucleotides. RefSeq names its product ring finger protein 144A (gene RNF144A). The transcript has 8 exons. NCBI's taxonomy places the organism in Eukaryota, Metazoa, Chordata, Mammalia, Eulipotyphla, Talpidae. The record is from RefSeq and is a predicted model, not a curated record. Bases 867 to 1745 code for a protein of 292 amino acids. Gene Ontology annotation, biological process: positive regulation of proteasomal ubiquitin-dependent protein catabolic process; ubiquitin-dependent protein catabolic process; protein polyubiquitination. Gene Ontology annotation, molecular function: zinc ion binding; ubiquitin protein ligase activity; ubiquitin conjugating enzyme binding. Gene Ontology annotation, cellular component: ubiquitin ligase complex; Golgi apparatus; cytoplasm.
AAGUUUGCUGUCUUACAUGGGGGUGGUGGCACCCUAAAAUCAUGGCACUGGCAAGGCCAGUGAUCCCUGUUCACAGGUCACCAUAACAGACGCAGAGGCACGGAAAGCGCAUGGGCUGUUGGGCGCGUCUGCCUCUCGGCAUUCCUGAGGGGGACACGCCUUCUGUUUGUGAAAAAUAUGCGUGUCUGCGAGACGCAAUAAGGCGCAGCUGGAUGCAUCAAGAUCUGCCUUAUGUGUUUACCUUGUCCUCUUAGUGCUUGCCUCGGGGAUGACAUUUUCCAAAUCUUGCCCUUUUUUUAAGGCCUCUCCCUGGAGGAAUGUCCUCAGGGCUGAGCUGGAUGGCUGGGUGGAAAAAGGGGGAUCAAAAAGGAGCCCCAGGAGCCAGUCUGAGAGCUGUCUGUGUGGGUGGAUGUAUCUGUUAAUUCUUGGUGGAAUUUGCUCACUUAUCCGGCAGACUCGGUUUCUCCUCCAGUGCACUUUGCUCCAUCUCGAGCCUUCCAUCUGACAGACCAUGUGUUUGCAUCCACCGUCUUCCUCUUGCUUGGAGAUGUGAGAGGCCGCUGCUGGGGACGGUGCUGAGUCAGCAGAGCAGACUUUGCUGCCUGCCCUGGUCACCUGUUCUCCGCGCUCACCUGUGCCUCUCUUUUCCAGGGGCGAGCACCCUGCUGAGUCUGCUCAGCUCCCCAGAAGUGCCCCAGGUCUGGGGGGACCCAGGUGCUGGAGGCCACCUCCCACUCACACUCUUGGGCAGCCGGCCAUGCGGGGAAGAGCCAGCUGAGGGCUCAGAGCUGCCCUGGAUCUCGGCACUCAACUGGGAGACAGCCCCUCUCCUCCUCCCUUCAGGAGUUCUCGGAGACUGCUCGGCCAUGACCACGGCGCGGUACCGGCCCACCUGGGACCUGGCGCUGGACCCGCUGGUCUCCUGCAAGCUGUGCCUGGGGGAGUACCCGGUGGAGCAGAUGACGACCAUCGCCCAGUGCCAGUGCAUCUUCUGCACCCUGUGCCUGAAACAGUACGUCGAGCUCUUGAUCAAGGAGGGGCUGGAGACUGCCAUCAGCUGUCCGGAUGCCGCCUGCCCGAAGCAGGGCCGCCUGCAGGAGCGCGAGAUCGAGUGCAUGGUUGCGGCUGAAAUCAUGCAAAGAUACAAAAAGCUGCAGUUUGAAAGAGAGGUGCUGCUGGACCCCUGUCGGACGUGGUGCCCAGCGUCCGCCUGCCAGGCCGUGUGCCAGCUGCAGGAGCUGGGGCCGCAGACCCCCCAGCUGGUGCAGUGCAAGGCCUGCGACACGGAGUUCUGCUCUGCCUGCAAAGCCAGCUGGCACCCCGGCCAGGGCUGCCCUGAGACCAUGCCCAUCACCUUCCUCCCUGGAGAGAGCAGCUCCGCCUUCGCCCCAGAGGACGACGAUGCGCCCAUCAAGCGCUGCCCGCAGUGCCGCGUCUACAUCGAGCGGGACGAGGGCUGCGCGCAGAUGAUGUGCAAGAGCUGCAAGCACGCCUUCUGCUGGUACUGCCUGGAGUCCCUGGACGACGACUUCCUCCUGAUCCACUACGACAAGGGGCCCUGCCGGAACAAGCUGGGCCACUCCAGGGCCUCUGUCAUCUGGCACCGGACGCAGGUCGUGGGCAUUUUCGCCGGAUUUGGGCUCCUGCUCUUGGUGGCCUCCCCUUUCCUGCUCCUGGCCACCCCCUUCGUGCUCUGCUGCAAGUGCAAGUGCAGUAAGGGAGACGACGACCCGCUGCCCACCUAGGCCGAGGCGGUCGGCCAACAGGACUGCCCCCGGGAGCGAGGUCCGCCCCGCCCCCACCCAACAUCUCUCUUGCCUUACGUGCCCCAUUGAGCUUCACCGCGUCACGCCUGACGCCGCGAUUUCAGGGACUGACGUCAGAGCGCUUGCCGCAGCCCAGGUAGCGCCGGGCUGGGAAGGCCAGGCCGCCCGUCCCUGCAGCCGCCGCUGCGCUUGGGGGGAGCCGGCUGCUCGCGGGCCGUGUUCUCCUGUGGCCACGCGGGGUCUGGGGCUCUGGGCUUCUCUGCAGGGGGCCCCUCUCCGCGUCGGGAUGGAGCUUGGGGCUGAGGAGUCCUGGAGGUGGCCGCCCUCUGCAGACAGCACCUCACUGGUGACUGGAGGCCAGCAUCUGCUCGCGACAGCUGUGUUACUACCGAUGGCAUGUAGGACUCCUUUCUAGAAGGCUUUUCCCCAGCCGAGUAGUGAGAUCAGCAAGGUGCAUCUAAACCAUCCUAUGCCUUUCUUGCAAUGUGCAUUUUGAGAAGUUACUGUUAAAUGACUCUGACCUGGCCGCACUGCAGGAGACGGAGAAAGCCUUAUGUUCUCUGCGUUUCCCUUGGCACCUGUGCCGGCGGCUUGUUGAGCGCCGUCGGCCGGGUCCUGUCAUAAGCGUGGUUCCUGCGUCGCUGCUUGUCCUUGAGAACCCGGCUAAUGGGCAGCUGCGUCACCAGGUCUGCUUUGUGGUUUUUCUCGCUCGGGGCCGACCUCACACCCAGGGUGCAGCAAACAUUGUCUCAUGUCUUCAGGAGCCAAGUGUUUUACUGGGAAGUGGUUCAACUAGCAGUCGGGUUUGGCCGCAGGCCUCGUCCCCCCGUGGAUGAGAGUCGGGAACCGCAGGGCUGACCCUCAGAGCAGGACCUCUCGGCAGGGCGGGGAGAGGCCUGUGUGUUCACAGUUGCUUGAGUGAUGGAGGAGCCACUUCUGUCCUGCACGGCCCACCACCCCGCUGCCGACCUUCUCACCUCACUGUUAUUUUGAUGAGGGAUUUCACCUCUAGGGGCUUUUCCAGACUGUGAGUGACCGUCCUGUGGCUGCAGGAAGCAGGGGUUCAAUAAGACACGUCACUCCACUAACUUCGCAGAGUGGGAAGCGCGGUCCUUAGGGGAGCUGAUCUUCCUAUGGCGUUUAAAGCCGCACGUGCUUUUAGAGACCAAAGUGGUUGCAUCAAACUACAGACGACGAGAAGGCGCGUGGGGGGCAUUAGCAUUAGCGGGGGCCUUGGGACACUGGUGAGCCUUCCACAAAGGGGCGCCCAGGACGAGACCCAGCUUGUAUGGCCGCACUCCUCGCGGGAGGGUGUGGAGAUUCUGUGUCUGGGGCUCGGGUCUAGAGGCCUGUCCCCUUCGCUCUGAGCAUUAGUGCGUGAGGGGAGCAGGAGCGGCUCACUCUCCCGCCCUCCUAUUUAUUUUCCUUGUGAAACCGUGUGGGAAGUCGGUCUGUGUCACAGUCCUGUUGAAUAGUCUUGUAGCUGCCCUUUAGAAUUGAGGCACUGAGAGGACAUUCCUGCGGCCAUCUGCUCGGAUGAGCUGGGGCUGUAAGUCUCGUAGCUGGAGGGGUGACCACAGGGACUACUGGUCCGUGCCUUUUCUGGAGGGGCGAUGACUCCCUGGGUCCCAGGACAAGCCGGGGCUGCCCCUGUGGUCAGCCUGGGUGUGGACACGGUGAUAGGCCUUGCACGAGGCUUGAAGAGGCGGUUCUGUCUCCAGUGACCCCCCUCCCCCGCAGGCCUUCUAUACCCCAACCUGUACUGGCAGCUGCCUGUUGUCCACUGCACUUGACGUGAGUAGCACGUAGUAGGGCCCCUGCCUCAGGCUCGGAUGGGGCCAGCCCUUCCCCAAGGCCUGGGCCCAGGCUGGGGCGCAGCUGCUUUCCUGGUGGGUGAGGCCCUUAGGGAGGAAGGCGCCUCAGCCACGUUCCUCAGGGCCCUGACUUCUGUGCCUUCCCUCCCAGGCUCUGGUCUGGCGGGGACAGGAGGUCAGGGCCGCCAGGGCCCAUAGCGCCCAUACGCCCCGACCCUCCGCAUCAGGCACGCCUUGGUGUGCUGCACUUGACUUCAUAAUUAACGAGGCCGACACUGUCCUUUCUGUGCAACAAUAGCAGCAGGAGCACAUGGGGAGCUGCCGUAGCUGGGGAGCCUCCAGCAGGCCCCCUUCAGCCCGAGCGUUCCCCGUUGCUCACGGGGUGCAGCAUUCACCAGCCGGUGUGAUGAGCGAGCAGCACGUGGGAAACACUGGUUCUGUGUGAACCAGCAAAACCUGGGGGGUCUCUGUCCUGAGCAGGGACUUGCUGACGGCUCUGUGCAGACCCCCUGCGGGCACAGGUACUCCUGGGCUUAGAGAGGCCUUUAGACUCUGGGGAGGGGGGAAGGGGCCCGAGAGAUCGCCACAGUCAGCUCUGUGCUGUCCCUCUGGGGUGACUGCGGAGGACACGGCUGCCCCGAUGUUCCUGCAGCUCAGCAGCCGAGCUCCCCGGGGUCAGCUGAGCUCCCCAGGGUCAGCUGUGGCAGCACAGGGCCCAGUGGACAGCCCCGUCACAGAGACCCACCUAGAAUAAGGGCUGCCAGAACACCCGAGGGUGCGUGGACUGCUGCCCCGUCAGCUCUUCCUCCACCCGCAGGAAGCUGCAGGCACCAGCACCAGCCACGGGGAGGGGCAUCCUCUUCACGCGCCUGCUCGGGGCCUCCCUGACCAGAGUGAGGCCCGAGGGGGGCUGCCGGGUCUGCGAGAGAGAUCCAUCCAGGCGACGUUCCCUUUCCCGCUGAGGUCACACAGUUUGAGUCAUCGACGGGACCAGAGCGACCCCCCUGGUGGCGUGGGGCGUGUGAGGUGGGACGGAAGUGGGCAGCCCUUUCAUGUGUCUCAGACUCUCGCGUAUGACUCAAUCCCCGGACGCACCUCGGCGCGGUGGAUGGUCAAGGGCAGACUUCGCAAGCGGCACCUGGCGGCUCCUUGAAGGACGCCGACGCUGGCCGAGUCCUCGACGUGGAGCCAAGCCCCGCGGAGCAGCACAGUGAGGGAUGGUGGCCGGUGUUGCCCUCCAGUGCCAAGAACCGGGCCGUGCUGGGGCCCCGCGGCCGCCGCCCUCCUGCCCCCGCUAGAGCGCGAGGCUCCGGUGUCCCCCGCGGCCCCCCUGGAGUCCUGCCGUCCUGUCUUCCAAACUCCAGGGCCCCCACCCCGCGGCGCCCGCGGGCCUGAGCCGCGCCGUCGCUGUUGCUCCCGGUGCCCUGGCCUCUGCAGGAGGGGGUCCCGCGGCGGUCGCCAGAGCGACGCUCGUGGGUGGGCGCUGUCCUGGCCGCCCCACUGUGAUGUGGAGACGCUGCGAUGCCUUUGCCUCGUGUUCGUACUUUGGAUCCUCCGGACAGCUGGGGCCGCGGUCCCGGCCCGCCCGCGAGCUGACCGUGUCUCUGUCGCCCGCCUCCCCUCGAGGAGGGGUUUGUUUUUAAUGAUAUUUUGGCUAGAAUACAGGUUACUUUUGUAAAUCCUGUCUGGCUCCAUCUU